Molecule: messenger RNA, 1656 nt
Organism: Nylanderia fulva
Lineage: Eukaryota; Metazoa; Arthropoda; Insecta; Hymenoptera; Formicidae
Gene: sea
Product: mitochondrial citrate transporter scheggia
Biological process (GO): mitochondrial citrate transmembrane transport
Cellular component (GO): mitochondrion
Molecular function (GO): citrate secondary active transmembrane transporter activity
Source: RefSeq, a predicted model, not a curated record
CAUGUUUCUAUUUUCUUACGUAUUGAACAAAUAUCGAUUUGAAAUAAUUUAAUUAAUUGUUUAUAACAGAAACUAUCGAUAUAGAUAUAUCAUGGCUUUAUUACAUUUUAUUUUCAAAAUUUCUGUAAACAAAAAUAUCUACACGGUCAGUCGACACAUUUUUUUUCCAUUAAACAUUUUUUUCCGCUUUCUUCAUUAAAGCGUAAGUAUUUAUUUUAAGCAUGAAGAGAGAAAGCGUAAACAAGCGCGUAAUUCAAACCCUUCAACCACUUGUUCGUCCCGUGAUAAGCAUGUAGGAAUACAGAACAGCGGCGAGGCAAGGCAAAAAUGCAAGAGGCAAGACGAGGCAUGAGGCAAUAACGUGACGGACGACGUCGUCGUUUGCGAACGCGAAGGGGGAAAAAAUCAGAGGGGGAAACCGGUGCGUUUCACGGCUCAUCGGGAGCAACGCAUACAUGAGUGUCAAUCGGUCGGUGUCCAGCUCCAGCUGCGUAGGAGGAGGACGAGCGGCGGCAGCGCGAGGACGAAGACGUUUCGAUACCGCGGCGCGCACCGAAGAUGGACUCGAUGACGAGGCAGCAGCAGCAGGGAUCACUGGCGAACCGCUGGUGCCGCGGCCCGCCACCGUUUCCACGCAGACCCUGGACGAGCGAGACCGGCAUCGCCGCCGCGGCCACCGCCUCGGGCAACCUGGGCCUCAAGGGGGUCAUAGCCGGUGGUAUUACUGGUGGCAUAGAAAUUUGCAUCACAUAUCCUACGGAAUAUGUAAAGACACAGCUGCAACUGGAUGGAAAAGCUGGUGCUGGCAAAGAAUACACAGGAAUAGCUGAUUGCGUAACCAAGACUAUUAAGACUCGUGGAUUUUUCGGCCUGUAUAGAGUAUCCGUCCUGCUCUAUGGUUCUAUACCAAAAUCGGCAGUGCGAUUUGGUGCUUUCGAAUCAGUGAAGAAUCAGUUGGUGGAUAUAGAUGGAAAACUCAAUCCACAAAGAAGACUCCUGGCAGGUCUUUGUGCUGGAGUAUGCGAAGCUAUUUUUGCAGUUACUCCAAUGGAAACGAUUAAAGUUAAAUUUAUCAACGAUCAACGUUCGGCGAAUCCAAGAUUCAAGGGAUUUUUCCAUGGAGUGCGGUUAAUUAUAAAGGAACAUGGUUUUAAAGGAGUAUAUCAGGGUGUAGGACCUACAAUCUUAAAACAAGGAUCCAAUCAAGCUAUCCGUUUUUUUGUGAUGGAAACAUUAAAAGACUGGUACAAAGGAGGUGACAAUACCAAAAGUGUUCCUAAAGUAGUCGUUGGUGCAUUUGGUGCAAUUGCUGGUGCAGCAUCUGUUUUUGGAAAUACACCUGUUGAUGUUAUAAAAACUAGGAUGCAGGGAUUGGAAGCUUCAAAGUACAAGAGUAGUAUGGAUUGCGUAGUUCAAGUGUGGAAGAAAGAGGGUCCAAUGGCAUUUUACAAAGGAACCAUUCCACGAUUAGGCAGAGUAUGUUUAGACGUUGCUAUAACAUUCAUGAUAUAUGAUUCCUUCAUGGAACUUUUCAACAAAGUAUGGCCUUAGAUCUGUCGCAUUUUUGUGUAUGUGUACACAUACACAUGAUACAUUCAAAUUUUACAAAUACGUUGCUUUUACAUUGACAUAAUUUUUAUAAACAUAUAUGACAUA